Cokeromyces recurvatus is the source of this 1792-nucleotide messenger RNA. RefSeq names its product fumarate hydratase. Gene Ontology annotation, molecular function: fumarate hydratase activity. The record is from RefSeq and is a predicted model, not a curated record. The transcript has 6 exons. Gene Ontology annotation, cellular component: tricarboxylic acid cycle heteromeric enzyme complex; mitochondrion. Gene Ontology annotation, biological process: tricarboxylic acid cycle; malate metabolic process; fumarate metabolic process. Bases 24 to 1418 code for a protein of 464 amino acids. Lineage: Eukaryota; Fungi; Mucoromycota; Mucoromycetes; Mucorales; Mucoraceae.
CUGCUUUUAUUGUUAUCAUUUCAAUGACAGAAUAUCGUAUUGAGCGUGACACUUUUGGCGAGCUAAAAGUACCUUCCAAUUGCUAUUGGGGUGCUCAAACACAAAGAUCCUUACAAAACUUUAAGAUUGGUGGUGCUACUGAGCGUAUGCCACCAGAAUUGAUUAGAGCUUUUGGUAUUUUGAAAAAGGCUGCUGCUAAAGUCAACCUUGAGUUUGGUUUAGAUCCUAAAAUUUCAGAAGCUAUACAACAAGCCGCUGAUGAAGUUAUUAGUGGUAAGCAUGAUGAUCAAUUUCCGUUAGUUGUUUGGCAGACUGGCUCUGGUACCCAAACACAUAUGAACGUCAAUGAGGUACUUUCUAAUAGAGCUAUCGAGAUCUUGGGUGGUCAGUUAGGUAGCAAGAAUCCCGUUCAUCCAAAUGAUCAUGUCAACAUGAGUCAAUCCUCUAAUGACACUUUUCCAACAGCUAUGCACAUUGCCGCCGUUGUCGAGAUUAAUAAUGAUCUAAUUCCGGCCUUGACUGAACUUCGCGAUGCCCUUCAAGCUAAAUCUGAUGAGUUUAACGAUAUUAUUAAAAUAGGACGCACACACUUACAAGACGCUACACCCCUAACACUUGGCCAAGAGUUUUCAGGUUAUGUUCAGCAACUUCAAUUUGCUAUUGACCGUAUCAAGUCUACUUUACCCCGCUUGUCUUAUUUGGCUCAGGGAGGUACUGCUGUAGGCACUGGUCUUAAUACUCGUAAAGGAUUUGAUGUUAAGAUCGCUCAAGCCGUUUCUGAAUCGACAGGGUUCGACUUUAAGACAGCUCCUAACAAGUUUGAGGCAUUAGCUAGUAAUGAUGCCAUGGUUGAAUGUUCAGGUGCUCUCAACACAAUUGCUGUAUCACUUAUGAAGAUUGCUAAUGAUAUUAGACUUUUGGGUUCGGGUCCUCGUUGUGGAUUAGGUGAGUUAAGUUUGCCCGAAAAUGAACCUGGUUCGUCUAUCAUGCCUGGCAAAGUGAACCCAACUCAAUGUGAGGCAAUGACAAUGGUUUGUGCACAGGUUAUGGGCAAUCAUACAACUGUAACCGUUUCAGGUAGCUAUGGUCAUUUUGAAUUAAAUGUAUUUAAGCCAGUUAUCAUUAAGAAUGUGCUUCAAUCAAUCAAACUAUUAAGUGAUGUGUGUCGUUCAUUUACAAGAAAUUGUGUAGUGGGUAUUAUUGCUAAUCGAGAUCAAAUUAAACUUAUUAUGAACAAGUCACUCAUGUUAGUGACAUCAUUAAAUCCUGUCAUUGGAUAUGACAAAGCAGCUGAAUGUGCCAAAAAAGCACACAAAGAAGGCACUACUCUUAAAGAAGCUGUUUUAUCUUUGGGAUAUUUGUCCUCAGAACAAUAUGAUGAUACAGUUAGACCUGAACUUAUGAUUCAUCCUCAAUAAAAUUUAUUUUAUUUUUUUUAAAGUAUAAUACAUCUAAUUGUUCUUGCACAUGUUGACAAAUCAUUUUAGCUUGUUCUCCUCGAUCAUUCUCUAACAAUGAUUCAAGUUUGCAUUUAAGCCGUGUAUCCAGCAUCCAAUUCACAUAAGCUUGUUCAACCAAUUGGGUGUCAAGUUUAUUUAAGAUUUGAAAAGAGGUUAGCAAAUUACAGCGUAGCAUUGCUAGUUGUUUUCGGCUAAAUUCCAGAUCAGUAGCUAGUUGAUAAUGUUCUAUGCUAUACCAUGCGGUAUCACGGUGUUUUGUUGCCUCUAAAAACGCUUUAUAACUAUAGAACAACAUGAAUACAUGUUCCUUUUCUUUUUUUCUUUUUUUUUUU